Trichoderma reesei QM6a is the source of this 3744-nucleotide messenger RNA. RefSeq lists its product as uncharacterized. Lineage: Eukaryota; Fungi; Ascomycota; Sordariomycetes; Hypocreales; Hypocreaceae. Gene Ontology annotation, biological process: maturation of LSU-rRNA from tricistronic rRNA transcript (SSU-rRNA, 5.8S rRNA, LSU-rRNA); maturation of 5.8S rRNA from tricistronic rRNA transcript (SSU-rRNA, 5.8S rRNA, LSU-rRNA). The coding region runs from base 1 to 3444 and encodes 1147 amino acids. The transcript is spliced from 2 exons. The record is from RefSeq and is a predicted model, not a curated record. Gene Ontology annotation, cellular component: nucleolus.
AUGGGCAAACGAGCUUCCAUUGACGCCGACGGAGCUGCCGCGUUCCGCAAGCGCCAGAAAAUCACACACGAUGUUCCCAUUGGAGAGGACGUGAGCUCUGGGGAGCAGCUGCGCGGGCUGCUCGCGUUCGACCAGGACAUGCGCAAAGCAAGACAUGGUCUGCAGUCCUUCAAACGACUUCUCGAUAGCAUAGCUUCCGGCGAGGGCGAUCGAUCCGCGAGUCUCGCCAUUCUCCGGGAAUAUCUUGAACUGGUCAAGCCAAGGCUCGAGGGCGAGGACGCCGUCUACCUGAGUGACAUCAUGGAGAUGUGGUCCUUUGCCGCCCAGACGAACGAAGGCGGCGUCAUGUCCUCUGCGGCCGUUGUUCUCGCCCUCGUGCUCAAUGUCGUCUCGGAUUCGCUGGAGCUCGUCAAGCAUGGACUGGGCAUUUGCCAAACGCUCCUCCAAGAGCGUCAGCUCAAGUCAAUAUCGAAGAAUUUGUCCUCGGACAAGACGAAGGGCUUCAUCAUAUCACCCACGCUGCGAUUGCUCCGCGAAGCCGUGUCCCUCGACGGAGGCGCCUACGCAAGACGGAUAGUUCGCGCCAAGACUUACACUUUUGCGUCCCUCGGCAGGAACCUGGAGAUUGGAAGCACCGUUGAGAACCCUGAAGAUGCUCGGAAGGCUUCCGUGAGGACAAAUGCUGUUCGGUUCUUCCUGAGCUGCCUCAAGUAUCUGCACUCUGACGGCCGAAAGGAGUUGCUCUUACAGAAGGAGCUGCUAUCACAUCUGACAUUCCUGAUCAAGAGUGAUCCGCCAUCUCUUGUCGUGGAGAUUCUGGACAGCUUACGAACCCAUGUGCUAGCGGACAGCAAGAUCUCACGAGACGUCAAGUUCAAAUGUUUCAAUACCAAGACGUUGAUGCGGAUACUGGCUCUCUACAGCUACUCCAACAGCACAGAGCCGGAGAGCGAAGUCGACCGGGUUAGCGAAAAGGCCCAUCAGUUUCUCAUGUACGUCUGCACCAACCCGGUUGCCGGCAUCCUAUAUCCCUCCACCGGCCUUUAUCCCAAGGAGACAAAUGAGGAGUUUUCGGUCCAGCUUGCCAAGCAGAAGAGCGCAGCACACAGCAAUCUGGCCAAGGACGACUCGUACCGCGACGGCGUCCCCGUCUUCAACUUUGUUCUGUCCGAGUUUGCGUCGAAGCUGCGUCCCUGGUCCAGCAUGAAGCACAGCCAGCUGUUGACUGCGAUGUUCGAAGCGGCCCCGGAACUUAUCGCAAACUACUUUUUCAACAACCAGUCAUUCACGUUUGAGCCCAAAUUGACCAUGACCUGGAUCGGAUAUGCUUCGUUCCUGUUCGAUACGAUGAAGAUCCCGCUCCCCCCUUCGUUCGGCGACAAGACACGCUUCGCUGUCGGCCCUCCUCCCACAAACAUCCUCUUGGAUAACAUUCUACCACUCCCGCUGAACCAAAAGGUCAUGGUCCGGUGCCUCUCGCCCAACUCGAACCUGACAUCCUUCUUUGCGACAAGAAUGCUCAUCGAAGCGCUCGAGAAGCUGUCGGUAGCCAUGAAGCUGCACCGAGAAGGCUUUCGAGCAACAGACACUCGAUGGGCCGAGGCCGCUCGAAAGCUCAUCGAUGCCUUCUGCAGACGCAUCCCGGACAUGAAGGAGAUUGUGCGCAGCUACAAGGGCAUCGCCAGCGAGAACACGCUGCACAAGGCCAUGGCCAGCAGGCUGCUUCUCCUGUACUACGAGAUGAUCCCGCAGGUGGCUCUGGCUGCAAACUUUGACGUCUCGCCCUUCUUCGUCAACGUCCUCCGCAGCUUGCAGAGCAACGGCUCCGACGAGCAGAAGCACGACGGGUUCCGCCAAAUGGAGCUGGAGAACCUGGUGUCGAUCGCCAGCUACUCUCCCGGCAUGCGAUGGUUUGCCAGGAUCGAGGUUCUCAGCGGCAAGGGCCAGUCAUCGCCCUUUACUACUCUCCUCAGACUACUAUCCAGCAGUGACCGAAGCGCACCUCUUGAUCAGCUAAAGAGGGUGCUUGCAGACGUUGCCGUGGAGAACCAGCUCGUCUCGGCGGCUACCAGGCUAAACCCUCUUCUUCAAGCCAUUGCGCUGAGCAUCGACGAGAACAGCUCAGAGGACAUGGACAAGAUCUGGUCCUUCUUGGACAACUGCAUCAGCCGCUGUGCCACGUCGCCAAUCAAAUACCUAGAGGUGCUCGAGAGCUAUCUCACGGACAGCGACGGCGACGUGCAAGAAAAGGUCAACGCCCGCAGCUUCAAUCUGCUCGCCGUUGCCAUAGCAGAACAGCUGCCCUACGUCAUCAAAUCUGCGGAUGCCCCUGAACGCGCCUCGCUAUCAAGCUUCAUCUCUCUCUACUUUAGCGCGCUGUACAAGAAGAAGAAGGGCAGCGAUGCCCUGGAAAGCGUCUACGCCAAGAUUGAAGAGUGCUUCUCUUCUAAUUCCGUCAAGCUCGCAAAGCUAGGGUCGCGCAAGUUGCCCAAGGCGUCACGUAGCGGCACCCAGGAAGACGAAGACGAUGAUGAUCAAGAAGAGCAUGAUAACAGCUCCCAGCAAAAGGAAACCGGGCUCACUCAGGAGCAGCUCGAAGAGGCGCUGCACAUUCCCUUCACGAGCCCGGAAGACACAGGAGCGCUCCUGAAAUGGCACACCAAAGCCGUCGAGGACCUCAUCGAAGACGGCCUCAUCACGAACCUCAUCCGCCUCCUCGCAUCAGAACACACCAGCAUCCGCAAGGAGGCGCUCACAAACCUCCUCAAGAUGGCCGCCAAAAUCGACGAAUCCUCCUACGAAGAGAAGAAGCAAGUCUGGCUCCUCCUCUCCGAGCUCGCGGAAUCCUCCCGACCGCAAGUAGACAGCGGGCCCGUCCCAUCCGCCUUCAUCGCCUUCUCCAUCCACGCGCUCGAGGUCCUCAAGAACCCGCUCCACCCUCUCUACCCCAAAAUCAACAGCUUCCUCACGCGCAGCCCCGUCUGGUCCCCCGAGAAGCUGCCCCUCGCACACGACAUCCUCCACGGCGAACCCUCCGAGGACGACAAGUACUACACCGAACUCGCCUGGUUCCUGGCGUACGUGCUCGACGCCCUCCAGACCCCCUUUGACCUCGGCGUGUUCCACAAGAAGCGCUGGCUCGAGAAGAUUCUCGCCCUGGGCAGCAACCCCUAUCUGCGGACGAAUCUGCGCCUCCGAGUCCUGAGGAUCGUCUACCGCGCUACGUGCAUCGAGUCCGGCAGCACGACGCUCAUCACGCGGUUCGGCUUGUUGACGUGGCUGGAUGCCCAGCGCGCCGCAUGUGGGAACCCCGACGAGGCGGCUCUCUACGAGGCGCUCAUGAGCCGCGCAUGGAACACCUGUGACCAGGCGAGGGUCCGGGCCUGGAGCAAGGGCGGUGUGGAAAAGCUGCUGGCGAAGAACAAGACGAAGAAGACGCAGUGAGAAGCGGGAGGUGGUAAGGAUACCUAUACGAUGGUGUGAACGGGACCUGGCUUUUUGAUCAUGCAAUAUUGGAUGAAAGAUACCCUAAAGUCUGGAGGAAGCGGUGAGAGUACAGCUUGACGGGAGCAGUCAAUCCAGCCGAGACUGCCAUCAAGUCUAUGGAUUCGAAUGAAGCUCUUUUCUUUUUUUCUUCGUUUCUUUUUCACCUCUCCAGUUCAGGCUGCAAUGCAAUGUAUGGUUAGACAUGUAUAUAGUUAUGUGUAUUACAAUUGUUUAUCAUAAUUUGUACUUACAUACCAU